UGUCCGGAGGAAACUGAGUUUCAGAGCUUUUUGGGAUACACCAACAUAUAAGGAGAAAUGAAACAGAUAUACACAAAAUUGGGCGAGGGUGAAGGGUCAUCAUCACAUAACUUAUAAUGGUUGUCCUCUCUGAAUUUUCAGAAGGAUCUUCAUCAUCUUCAUCAACUCAUGGUCAUAGAUACGACGUGUUUUUAAGUUUCAGAGGUCUCGACACUCGUAAUAGUUUCACUGCUUACCUUCUUAAGGCUCUUGUGGAUGCCAAUAUCACUACCUUCUUGGAUGAUGAAGAGAUUGAAACCGGGGAAGAUCUGAAACCAGAAUUGGAGAGCGCUAUUAAGGCAUCUAGGGCUUCUGUUAUUGUUUUGUCCAAGAAUUAUGCUAGUUCAUCAUGGUGCCUUGAGGAAUUAGUUUUGAUCCUUAAGCAACGUGUGAAAUCCAACCAAAUUGUCAUCCCCGUAUUUUAUCACGUUGAGCCGACCCAUGUCAGGAAACAACAAAGUAGCUUUGGAGAUGCAAUGGCUAAGCAUAGACGGAUGAUGGAGGCGGAGACAAAUGAAAAUAAAAAAAGUCAAUGGGAUCAAAAGAUUGAUCGAUGGAAUAAAGCACUUAAAGAAGUUGCUGAUUUGAAAGGGAAGGACGUAACCGGCAGGUUAGAGAUGGAAUUCAUUGAAGAAAUUGUCCAGGACAUCUACCAUAGAUUACGUUUACCCUUAAACAGUCCUCUGCCACUGCUUAUUGGAAUGGAGGAUUCCAUUACAUUUGUCACUUCAUGGUUGAAAGAUGCAUUAUCGCAUACGAUUGACAUACUCACUAUUUUGGGUAUGGGUGGGAUCGGGAAGACAUCUUUAGCCAAAUAUAUCUAUGGAUUACAUAGUCUUGAAUUCGAAACAAGCAGCUUUAUUGGAAAUAUCAGUAGGAGAUGUGAUGAAAAAUUUAGUGGGUUGCUUGAGUUACAAAAACAACUCUAUGAUGAUAUUUCAAAGGCACGUUCAAUCAAAGUUCAUGAGGUUUCUAUAUACACCUCAAAGAUAGAGAAUGUCGUAAGUCGUAAAAAAGUGUUCCUAGUUCUUGAUGAUGUUGAUAGUCUCCAUCAGUUGGAUUCAUUACUUGGGAGCAAAGGUUUUCAUCCGGGAAGCAAAGUUAUAAUAACAACAAAAGACGCAUGGUUGACAGAGAGUUGUGCACAAUUUAAAACGAAUGUUAAACCCAACCAUGCCAAACACUUUCUUCAAGUCUUAGAUGAAACUGCAUCACGAGAACUAUUGUGUUUUCAUGCAUUCAUGUCCUACACACCCAAGGCAAAUUAUGAGGAGGUGACAGGAAACUUUGUGAAGUAUUGUGAAGGACAUCCAAUGGCUCUUGAAGUUUUGGGCAAGUCUUUACAUAAUCGAGAUGUAGCAUACUGGGAAGAUUGGAUAAAACAACUAACGAAAGAACCCGGUUCUCCUAUAGAUAAUGUUUUGAGAAUGAGCUUCAAUUCUUUGCCAUCAAAAAAUGAUAAAGAUUUGUUUAAGCAUAUUGCUUGCUUUUUUGUUGGAAAAGAUAGAGAUGUUACUGAAACAAUAUUGGAGGCAUGUAAUAUAAACAUAAGAUCUGGGAUCACAAAUCUUGUUGACUGAUGCCUUCUUAGUAUCGGAUCAAAUAACGAAUUGAUGAUGCAUCAAUUGCUUCAAAAUAUGGAAAGAUUCAUAGUACAUCAAGAAUCACCUCACAAGCCAUGGAAGCGAAGUCGAUUAUGGUGUCAUGAAGAGUCAUUCAAAGUGUUGAAACAAAACAAGGGUACAGAAAAUGUUCUAGGCCUUGUCCUUGAUAUGCGAAUGCUUGAGAAAAAGAAGUUUCAUGCAUCAUUUGAGCUAAAAACAGAUGCAUUAAGUAACAUGGACAAUUUGAUGCUACUACAACUCAAUUAUGUGCAAACUACUGGGCCUUAUGAGAAUUUUUCAGAAGAACUAAGAUGGUUGUGUAUGCAUGGGUUCACUUUAAAGUCUAUACCUUCGGACUUGCCGAUGGAUAAUCUGGUUGCUCUUGAUAUGUCAUAUAGCAAUAUUGAAUCAUUUGGAAUUCGUUAUAGUUAUCCACAACGACUUCAAAAGAGGCAAAAGCUGUUAACUGGAUUUUGCUUAGAAGACAAAAGGGGCUUGCGAAGUGAUGUUUGGUUUUCUGGACCAAAGGAAUCUGAAAUCCAGGUGUAUUAUGAAUUUGGAAUAUUCAGCACAAUUUAUGGAGUUUGUGUGGAGAAGGCGCCUGUUUUAAAGAUGAGGUGCAGUUCAGAGCUUUCUCUUAAAGGAAGUCCAACGUACCAGAGGAUGGCCCCUAAGUUUACAAAGAGGGAGGAGUCGACUCUGCUAGACACAUUACUGUUGGUGACACAUUAACAGCAACUCCUUGCUAUAUAUUUAAAAAAAAUAAUAUAAUGAUAAUUUUCAUUAUAAUGUUAAAAUAUGUUUUUAAUGUGUUUGAAGUUGAAAAAAGGUUUUAGUGUAAAAUUUACACAACAAUGUUAUAGGUUAUAAUGUCAUUGUUGGAGUUGGUCUAAAUAAAGAAGCACCGCUUUUAUAUAUAUAUAUAUAUUUUUUCUAAAAUUUCAAAGAAAAUACCAUACACAAAUUGGUAUCAAUUCUUGAUUUUUAAUAUCCAUGAGUUUAUUAAUUGUUUUAUCAUGAUGUUUAGAAAGAUAUAAUAAGUUUCAGUCAAAUAUGUAAUUAGAAGUAUUAUUAAAGAUCUUGUGUCAAGUUUUAUUUUUUAGGGAUAAUGACUUGAUAGGGUAAGUUACUUUUUGAAAUGUACACAUUUAGUCCUUAUUCUUUUUUUUUGUAAAUUAAACCCUUAUACUUUAUUAAUAUGCACACAAUAGGUCCUUUUGACCGGAUUCUAUAGGUUUUGCUGAUGUGGAAGCACACAUGACACUAAAAACAACUGCAUAACAAUUAAUUAGCUUAGUCACUCCUUAUAAACGAAUGUUAACAUCCAAAAUCAGGAGGAAUCACCUUCAAACUCGAACACAUAGUAGAUAAGAGAAGUGGAGAAUUCGUAGAAGAAGAAAGAAGAUGUCGAGUAGCUCAAGAAUCUCCACAUGUUCAAGCAAUCACAAAGUAGAUAAUGAAGUCCUCUGUGAUUGUGAACUCCCUUCAAGAAUUCGUACCUCCAAGACCAAAGAUAACCCUGGAAAGAAAUUCCGAGUGUGCCCUAACUCAUUGAAACCAGGGAAAAAGUGUAAAUUUUAGGAAUGGAUUGAUGAAGAACCUGAGAAUAUGAAGCCCAUUGCAGAAGAUACUCUUUCAGAUGUUGCGGAUUAUCUUAUACAAGUUUUAGAGGAUGUGGCAUCUGUUAGAGAAGAAGUGAAACAGUUGAAGUGUAUGAUUUGUGUACUGAUUCUGCUGGUCAUUGUUAAGCUUAUGUUUUAGGGUUGAAGAUAUACUUCUGGAGGUUUUAGGGGAUUUUGAUGUAAUAGACUUGUUGUGUAAUUCUUGUUUAUGUAAUGGA
This is a messenger RNA of Lactuca virosa, 3483 nucleotides long. The record is from the annotation of a GenBank genome assembly. NCBI's taxonomy places the organism in Eukaryota, Viridiplantae, Streptophyta, Magnoliopsida, Asterales, Asteraceae.